Rotaria sp. Silwood2 is the source of this 1119-nucleotide messenger RNA. The record is from the annotation of a GenBank genome assembly. Lineage: Eukaryota; Metazoa; Rotifera; Eurotatoria; Philodinida; Philodinidae.
AUGAGUAUUUCACGAUAUGAUCACACUGCAUCCAUCUUAACAAAUGGAAUGGUUUUAAUUAAUGGUGGAGCUUCGACAAGCGGUUCAGACUUUAGUAAUUCAGAACUGUAUGAUCCAUCCACAGGAGUAUGGACGAAUACUGGCAAUAUGAUUAUUUCGCGAAUCUUUCACACAACUUCCGUAGUAACAGAUGGAAAAGUGCUAGUUGUUGGUGGACAAUAUGGUUUCGAGGACUUAGCAAGUGCAGAGUUGUACGAUCCAUCAACAGGAACAUGGACAAAUGCUGGAAACAUGAGUGUGGAACGAUGGCUUCAUACUGCAUCCAUAUUAGCAAAUGGGAAAGUCUUAGUUACUGGUGGGGCAAAUAAAAACUCUAGUGUAACUUGUGAAUUAUAUGAUCCAUCAUCGAGGUUAUGGAUGAAUACUGGUAGCAUGAAUCACGGGCGGCUACAGCAUACUGCAUCUGUAUUAACAAAUGGAAAAGUGCUGGUUGCUGGUGGACAAAAUGGUUUGGAUUAUUUAGCGAGUGCAGAAUUAUACGAUUCAUCAGCAGGGUUAUGGACACAGGCCAGCAGUAUGAACGAUAUACGAAUUUGGCACACUGCAUCUGUAUUAAAAGAUGGAAAAGUGUUAGUUGCUGGUGGAGCGGGGCCCAGUAAUAUAUUGCAUAGUGCAGAAUUAUACGAUCCAUCAACAGAAUCAUGGACAAAAACUGGCAAUAUGAAUGAUGCACGAAGUUCUCACACUGCAUCUGUAUUAACAAAUGGAAAAGUGUUAGUUGUUGGUGGAUGGGGUAAUGUUCUCCUUUCUAGUGCAGAAUUAUACGAUCCAUCAACAGGAUUAUGGACAAAACUCAUAAGUUUAAAUACUGAACGUACGUCACACACUGCAUCUGUAUUAACAAAUGAAAAUGUUUUAGUAGUUGGUGGAAAGAACUCUUUUUCUGAUUUGAAUAGUGCAGAGCUCUAUAAUCCAUCAAUAGAACUUUGUACAGACGCUAACAACAGGAAUACUACACAAGUGAAGAAUACAGCAUUGAUACUAAACAAUGAUAAUGUCUCACCCUCUGGUAAUCGCAAUUAUUAUUUGGAUUUGAAUAAUACAGAAUUAUUUUCAUGA